AUGAGUGGAAACAUUGUCCGAGCCCUCAACUGGGACAUUGGGUUGGAGCAGAGAUUUAUUGCCAUUAAUCCAAUUGGAGAUGAAGUUAUACUAUACCAUACACAGCACAAUGAUCAAUCAAUAGAAUCGAGCGACAUGGUGAAAGUAAAUUGUAGAACUGGAUUUGAUAAUAUUCAAUGUAGCGCUUACUCGCUUGUAGAUGUUGGUAUAACUGCAGUUGGUCAGUCCAAUGGUACCAUAAGUAUUUUCGAUAUCACUGCAUCCACUGCAGCCAAUAUUAAUAACACAAGUAUAGCUCCAACUCCUGUAGUGGCUGGUAUGGGUGGAGGAGGAGGAGGAGGAGUGGGUGGAACCAACAACAGCUCGGUGUUGCACCUUCGUCCUAAGCAAAGUAGGCAAUGUAACACAAUAUGCUUCAAUAACGCAGGUUUGAUAGCAGGUGGGUUUGACAAGGGUAGACAAGAUAACUCUUUGCAAAUCUGGAAUAUUGAGCAUUUUUCCAGAACGAGCAAUAAUGACCAUAUUAAAAGACCAACCCACUCCUAUAUACCCAACGAAGCGGUAUUGUCAUCCGUCUUCUACCCCGACAAGGUAACCAACUUGCUAGCAGGUAGUUACAAGUUUCUUAGAGAAAUUGAUCUUCGUCAAGAGACACCAGUAUUUCAAAUGUCUACAAAGUAUACAUUGGGAAUAACUAUAGAUAAUUUCAGAGAGCAUCUCUUUCUGACUUACUCUGAAGAUGGUUCGUUCCUGGUGUGGGAUCGAAGAAAGUUAACUAGCAAUUCCUCGACUAAGUACAAAUCUUCAUCACUGAGUGCCAACGUAAUAACAGAAAGUCCAGUGUUGCUGUUUAACAAGCUAUUGAGCGAUACAUCAAGGAAAAACCGAAGUCCAUGUGUUAGGAACUCAAGUAUUAGGAAAGGUGAAUUUGCUGCUGUGUUCAAUGGUGAUCUUAUUAGAAGAUGGAAUACAGGAACUGUCCCUGCAAUAAGAAGCAAGAAUGGAAACACAGCAACUUCUUCCACGCUGACAUCCUCGUCUUCUAAGCAUGAACAUAUUUCCCAAACAUUAAAACAGCAGUCCGCGCAGAUGUAUAAACCAAAGGAAGAAUCAUUAUUUGUCUCGUUGGUCUUGGAUACAAAAACUGAAUAUGAAAGGGUAAUAUCUUUUGACUACUCUCCAGAUAUAAUUACCAACACAUCGUCGCAUUUUGUUUGUAUGAGACAGUCAGGCUCAGUUUUCAGAAUGUUGGUGAAGGAAUCAAUUGAAUCUGUUCAUUUCAACUCCUAUAAUGAAUUUAUUAUAUCUGGACCUGAUGGAACCUUAACUAAAUUUCUUGAUACAGAGCAUCAAGAAGAUAAUUCUAAAAGGUUGGCUAAUAAUGGCAUCACCAAUGGUAAUAAUGGUAAGCACCCAAAUAAUAAUAUUAAUAAUCCUACUGCAUUAAAUAAAUUUGACUUGGCAUUACUUGACAAAAAAAGAGAACAUGUUUUGGAGUCAACCAUUGAUGAUGAGGACGAUGACAACGAUGGCGAUAGGAGUAGCGAUUUAAUUACAAACAUUAGAGAUAAAAACAGCUUUCAGCAGAAAAAGAAUGAAAAGAAUAAUGGGGAAUACGAUGAGGACUAUAGCGAGGAAGACUAUAUACCUCUUAAUACUUAUCUAGGAUUAUCGGAUGUCGUGAGCAAUGACAUUUGUUAUACAAUAAGAAAAAGAGCAUCAUUAGGAUAUGGGGUUGACUGUGAAAAGAAUAUCAAAAUUCUCGAAGAGUUGGAAGGAACAAUCGACCCACAUGCUUACUUGAUCAAUACGUGGAAAUGGCUAUUGUUGGCAAAGAAGUCGUUAGAAAAAGGAACAAUGAUUUCUCAAGGGUUAGACUUAGGUUACCAAGGUGUUUUGGGUCUCUGGAAUGGCGUUGAGGAAAUCAACACGCAAAACAGAUUCAAUAAGGAAAUGGGCCAUAUCACCGAUCAGUGGUAUUCUCAUGUAGUCAAAUCCAUAGUGUCCUCGAAGGGAAAGAAAACUGCAGCAAUUAACAUUUCAAGCAAUAGUGAAAGGAAAGAUCAAAGAAAGCUAUGUUUGAUCGUAUCUGGCUGGUAUUUAGCUGAUGAUGAAUUUGAUGAGAAAUUAAGUGCUUUGGUAGCUAUUGGACUUUAUGAAAAGGCAGCUGGUUGGGCAGUUUUCCACGGAGAUGUCCAAAAGGCCAUCGAGAUUUUGGGAUCUUCCAACAAGGAAAGGCUUAGAAUAAUGUCUACCGCAGUUGCAGGAUAUUUGGCGUACAAAGAUUCCCCUGUUAAUAGUCCAUGGAAAGAUCAAUGUCGUAAGAUGGCAUCAGAAUUGGACAAUCCGUACUUGAGAGCCAUUUUUGCAUUCAUUGCAGACAAUGAUUGGUGGGAUGUCUUAGACGAACACUCGUUACCCUUGAGAGAGAGAUUGGGUGUAGCAUUGAGAUUUUUAUCAGAUAAAGAUUUAUCAGUGUAUUUGAAUAGAAUUGCAGAGCUGGUCAUAAGCAAGGGAGAACUAGAAGGGUUAAUAUUGACUGGUAUCACUCCUAAGGGGAUCGCAUUAUUACAAUCAUAUGUUGAUCGUACAAGCGACGUUCAAACGGCCGCAUUAAUAACUUCCUUUGGUUGUCCAAGAUACUUUGUUGAUAGUAGAGUCGACCACUGGGUGCAUUGUUACAGAGACUUACUAAAUAGUUGGAGUAUGUUCAAUGUUCGUGCUAAAUUUGAUGUGGCAAGAACAAAAUUGUCGAAGACUUAUACUGGACAAAUAACGGUAAAGGCGGCUCCAAAGCAAGUUUACUUACAAUGUGCAAGAUGUAAUAAGAACCUAUCGAAAGCGAGAUCAAACUCAAGUAAUGGUAGAGGAGGUGCACUGGGAGGUGUAGGAGGUCCUGGGGUUGGGGGUCCACCUGGUACAGUGAAUGGAGUACCCAGUGGGAACACUUCUGUUAUGUUGAAGCAAUUCAACAAAAUGAACCCGCACAAUCAUUUCCAAUUUCAAAACAAUGAAGACUUCAAGGCAUGUCCACAUUGUGGAGCACCAUUACCCAGAUGCUCUAUAUGCCUAUUAUCAUUGGGAACUCCCAUCCCCAUGGAUGCGACAGAAAGAAGUAAUGAGGGUACAUUAUCAGGGAAAAUCGAGAAUAGUUUCCGAGAGUGGUUCAGCUUUUGUCUUAGCUGUAAUCAUGGUGCACAUGCUUACCACGCAGAAGAAUGGUUUUCAAAGCACUAUGUUUGCCCUGUGCCAGAUUGUAAUUGUAGAUGUAACAGUAAGUAG
Molecule: messenger RNA, 3282 nt
Organism: Dujonia railenensis
Lineage: Eukaryota; Fungi; Ascomycota; Pichiomycetes; Serinales; Debaryomycetaceae
Source: the annotation of a GenBank genome assembly